AUGUUUCCAACCCAUAACCAUCUACCUUCUCGAGACUUCUCGAUUGGUGGCUGUUCGGCUGAGAGGGGACUUGGUUCGCUUGACAGACAUCCCCUGGAGACGGUCGACAAGUCCCGGGCUGCUGUUCGCUGCUCGAUAAGAGCCUCGAGCGGCUGCUGCUCCUUGUCGGAAAAGCUCGGGUUGCGGUGGCUUGCGUCUGGUUUCGGUCAUCAACUCUCGGGGGAUUCCGCAAUUUGCUGUAUAAGGCAGCGGCUCGUCAGACGGGGUCGGAGUUCAAAAUUGCGGCUCGUGGACGUUGAUACUCGCGAUGGUCGCAGCCCCGUCGGAGGUCGAGGGUCGCUGCUCGCCUUCUCGCCGGAAAUUUGCUUGGCCGUCAGACGAGGUUUGAGGAUGGUCGCCCGUGAAAAGGAGAUUAAAACGCCCCGAGAACGAGUCGCCGUACAGAGCUGGUCGCUAGAAUUCGAGGCCCGAAUUCGCCGGAGGUCGGAUCGAGGCGGAGAUGCUUGA
Molecule: messenger RNA, 507 nt
Organism: Striga asiatica
Lineage: Eukaryota; Viridiplantae; Streptophyta; Magnoliopsida; Lamiales; Orobanchaceae
Source: the annotation of a GenBank genome assembly